This is a messenger RNA of Pipra filicauda (Wire-tailed manakin), 2860 nucleotides long. RefSeq names its product NADH-cytochrome b5 reductase-like (gene CYB5R5). The record is from RefSeq and is a predicted model, not a curated record. Gene Ontology annotation, molecular function: oxidoreductase activity. The coding region runs from base 884 to 1966 and encodes 360 amino acids. NCBI's taxonomy places the organism in Eukaryota, Metazoa, Chordata, Aves, Passeriformes, Pipridae. The transcript is spliced from 6 exons.
CGGGGUUACCCCUCGUUCACAGCCCACGUGUGCUCGGGGUUCCCAGCGGGCGCUGUGGGCAGCCGGACCAGUCGCCUUUGGUUCUCUCUUCUCCCUCCGUAUCCUUAAAAUAAGUGUAUUCGUGUUGCGGGGGUGAAGGUUAAUUAAUUGACCUUGACAGUGAAGCUGCUCGAAGCGCUAAAUGUUCCCGUGCUUCGGCUUGGUCACCCGUGGCUUCAUAAUUUCCUGUGGACCCCCUUGCGUUCAAAGGAUACGGACACAAAUGCAUUGGGAGCAGCGUUAACCCAGCCAGUGUGUAAAAAUAGCAGGGUCCCUGCGAGGUCUGCAGUGCGAUUUUGGCUUGAGGAGUGUUUGAUGUGUACAGCUCGCUUGGAAGCACUGGGAGCAAGGGAUAAAAUCUCCCUUCUUGUGCUUCCUGCCCUUCCCUAUGUCUACAUUUAAAGGCAGACUCAAUGCCCAUAACCAAAGAGUUUGUUUUCCUGAGACUUUGCCCCAUUUGCCUCAAGUCCCUUGGCUCUAAACACGACUUUCAGCUCACUGCCCUUCCCCCUCUUCCAAAGCUGCACAACUCAGGCCACAUCUGGUGGUUGGGUUUGUCACCCGUUUUCCUGGACUCAGCUGCAGAUUUUUAAGAUGUUUCUGUUCCAGGUGACCAAGCUGCUCUUUUGUAGGAAAUCACCCCGGCAGAGCAAGCAGGAUUAAAGAGCGUGGCUUUGGCUGGGCAGCCAGGCUGGGGAGGUGGGCCUGAGGCUGGACUAAGGGUCUGGGCUGUGAUGUCUGGCAUUCCUGCACUGGACAGUGCAAAAGCAGUGAGCACUCAAAAAACAAUGGGGUGUUUCAGGCACAGAUCAGCUCCAGGUUUUCAGUUUUCCCUGAGAUACAGAUGCACAAUACUCAAGAGGGAUUUUGUCAGUCCUUCUCCAAAAAUGCCCGGCUGGUGAGCACAUGCCGCUCUUUGUCAUGCUGUUUUUGGUACAGGACUUGUGUUUUGCAGGCAAUGAGUGGCAGUGAGCAGGACUGGCUGGCUCUCAGACCCCGGGAACCUUCUCCAUCCCAGUGCUGCGGCGGCGGCUGCAAACCCUGCAUCUAUGACGUGUACGAGAAGGAGCUUGCACAAUGGGAGAGGGCCAAGGCAAAGCAAGACAAAAGCCUUCUCACAGAAAAGAGGGAGCAGGUCAAUUUACCUCCAUCACAUCCUGGAGCCUGUGCUUUGAUGAGCAGUAAUUCAGUGCUGAAUCCAGAUACAUUCACUGCAUUCAGCGUGAGCUCGGUGGAGCAGCUGACAGAGGACACCUACCAGUACAAAUUUGAAUUACCGGGAAACAGCAGCUUGCAAUUGAGUUUAGGACAACAUAUCGUGUUAAGGGGAGUGGUGAAUGGUUUGGAGGUCCAGCGAGCCUAUACUCCAAUCAGCCCUGGGAAUGCAGAAGGUUAUUUUGAAGUUCUAAUUAAAUGCUAUGAAGCUGGGCUGAUGUCACAAUACAUAAAAACGUGGAAAAAAGGAGACAUGGUCUUUUGGCGUGGGCCGUUCGGAGGGUUCCCAUAUCAACCUAAUAAGUAUGGAGAACUCCUCAUGCUGGCUUCUGGCACCGGCCUUGCACCAAUGCUUCCCAUCCUCCAGUCCAUAACAGAUAAUGAAGAGGAUGAAACCUUUGUAACUCUUGUUGGCUGCUUCCCUACUUUUGACAAAAUUUAUUUGAAACCUCUUCUGCAGGAUUUGGCUCGGUACUGGAACAUCAGAAUAUUUUAUAUCCUAAGCCAGGAAACUUCACUGGAAAAACUUCCUUGGAGCUAUCAAGAAAACACAUAUACUGGUCGUCUCAAUGAAGACUUGAUGAAGACAAUAAUAAAUUCCUGUCGAAGAAGGCCAUUUGUAUUAAUCUGUGGCUCUUCUGCAUUCAAUGAAGAUAUGACUAGAUACUUGAAAGCUGCAGGAAUUGAAGAAAAUUCCUGUUUUGUCUUUUAGCUGGAUAUUCCUGACCUGAGGAACCUUAGCCCAAGCCUUGGACGUCCUUGUUUCUCUGCAGACAUUGCACAAAAUGGGUCAGCUCUGUACACUGAGUUCCUUGGACAUACAUCUUCAUAGGCCUUUCAAUCAACUAUUUGUCUCCAGUAUGAGUCUCACUAUGGAGUGUUUUAAGGACUGCGUGCCAUUCCAGAGUGGCUGCUACAAGGUGUGUCACCCACACCUGAGGGAACAGUGUGGUAAUUUUAAUGGAAAUCUUCAAGCGCAGUUUUAAGAGAGAGAUCUCCUAAGGGGGUACUAAAACCAUCUACAUGCAGGUCUGCUCUAAAAUGGGGACCAGGGACUUGCUUUGCAAUCCAUGUUAUUCUGCAGUGGUAUUGUGCCCUCUUAAGUGUCCAGAGGAGAGAUUUAAUCCUCAGGGAGAAGACUGCCUGGCCAAGGGAACAGCAGAGCACUGGCCUGGCAGUCUGGAGUCUGUGGGCUUCAUUUUGGUUCUGUCAUGUGCUGGGUGAUGUCAGGCAAGUCACUUCAACCUCUCUGUGCCUCAGUUGCCCCAUUAUACACUAAUACAGAGAAGGUGGCACUGAUUUUCUCUGAAAACAACCUUUCCAACCAUAUAUGGAAAAACUGUCCAUAAGGGUGGAUAGUGAUGCCUAGUGAGGACUUAGCAGGCUGAGCUCCUGCCCUGACACAGCCUGCAUUACCUACCCUGUCCUUAACCCUUGAAAUGCUGCCUGGGAAGACAAAGAGUAUGUCCUAAAACUGAGAGAACGUAACUGGGUUGUGGCUGCUAUUUGUCAAGGAGGAUGGGUGUUUGCUGGUGUUUGCUUUCCAUGUCCCCUAAGUGUUGUAUCAUAGCCCUGGCUCAUUAAAUUGAACCUCUUUUCAAAUAAA